AUGUCUCAAUAUGAUGCUACAGAAAUAGGGUUCAUUGAUGAAGUCUCAAAAGACGAGCGGACACUCGGAUGGCAUUAUGGGCACUCAUUGAGAGGAAAAUGGGCACAUGCACAUCAACCCUUUGUCCAUGGGUGUCAUGUCAGCUUGGAAGCACUGUUGACUCUUGAUGGCAUUGUUGCAUGCACUGCUAUCAAAGGUUCUAUGAUGAAAGAGCUCUUUCUUGAGUGGCUGGAAUUUACUGUUGUGAGUUACAUAUCAAGCUACAUUCUUGGACAUCUGAUGAGUCUGAUAACCUUCUAG
This is a messenger RNA of Suillus subaureus, 300 nucleotides long. RefSeq lists its product as uncharacterized. The transcript has a single exon. Lineage: Eukaryota; Fungi; Basidiomycota; Agaricomycetes; Boletales; Suillaceae. Bases 1 to 300 code for a protein of 99 amino acids. The record is from RefSeq and is a predicted model, not a curated record.